Clonostachys rhizophaga is the source of this 951-nucleotide messenger RNA. Lineage: Eukaryota; Fungi; Ascomycota; Sordariomycetes; Hypocreales; Bionectriaceae. The record is from the annotation of a GenBank genome assembly.
AUGGCUUCGAAAAGGGAGAAAGCAGUAAUCGAUGAGACAGUGUCGGAGGCGGAAGACAUGCUCAAAGGGAUUGAAAAUAUCAGAAGCAACAAAGACGCAGCAGCUACCAACAGUCAAUUACCCGGCCUCCUGCAACGCCUCUACCUGGCUAUUUGCACACUCCAGCAGUACAAACGGCAAAAAGAUCCCCCCCGGAAUGCGGUCGUCGAGGCAGACAAAGCCCUCCUUGAAGCAUGGAAGGCUUUGUUGAAGACCAUUGAGGCGUUGUCCGCAGGAGCUCCGAAUGGCCACUUCCUGGCGGCUCGUAUGAUGCUCUUCCUCAUGCAUGGCUUUAUAUAUCAGGAAGGCUUCCCAUAUGACCUGCAGGAUUCGCCUCUCAACCGAGACAGAGUAAAAAAUCAAAUGGCUUUCCCGAAUGCCGUGGAUGAAGCGUUGCGAUCUCAGCUAAGCCUUAUCUGGGAGGAGAGUGGGAAAAAGGAGGACUUCAAGUGGGCUCUUACACAUCUCGAAUCUAAGGAUGAUAUCAUCCGUACGGACUACAAUAAAGCCGCCAUGACAGCUCUUUCGGCGGAAGAGCUGUGGAAAGUUCCCGGCAUGACAGGACAACAAGUGUGGAAGCCGAAGCCGGGUGAUGAACCAAUUUUUGAGCCUUUUGAGAAUGCUACGAGUUAUGAGUUUGCGGAAGACGAAUGGGAUGAUAUUGAAGACGAGACAGACCAGCACGAUGAUCAUGGCAAAGAGGAUGAAGAGGAUGACGAGAACGAGAGUGUUCAAGAUGAUAAUGUUGGUGAUGUGGAACAGCCAAUUAUCAGUCAGACACUAUUCUCAAAUGGACCUCUUGAGGCGGAAAUGGAGUACUGCCUGGUCAAAAGGAAUGCGGAGUCAUGGUUGGAAGGCCCGUGCUUGAAACUUUCCCGGCAGUUUGUGAAGGAGGCAACAAAUAAAGCUUGA